Messenger RNA from Naumovozyma dairenensis CBS 421, 2166 nucleotides. RefSeq names its product Ptr3p (gene PTR3). NCBI's taxonomy places the organism in Eukaryota, Fungi, Ascomycota, Saccharomycetes, Saccharomycetales, Saccharomycetaceae. The transcript has a single exon. The coding region runs from base 1 to 2166 and encodes 721 amino acids. The record is from RefSeq and is a predicted model, not a curated record. Gene Ontology annotation, molecular function: protein binding.
AUGCUUAUCGAAAAACUGAUAAAUGAUAUUGAACAAAACUUAUUUCUUCCGAAAGAUUUAAUAUCCAUUCAAACUAACGAAAAUCCAAUUUCUAAUGCUGAUACCCCACUGGAAGAACAGUAUAGUUACAAAAUCAAAUAUGAUAUAGUAGCUGAUGCAUCAGUCUUGACGUGUGGUUGCUGUAUUUCAAAUUCAUUAUAUUUCCAAAUUAGUAAUAAGCUAAACUCAAAUCUCAUUAAGUGUCCCACAUGCGAUAGUUGUAAUGCUAAACUUAUAGGUGCCAUUAAUCCAUUACGAAACCUUUAUCAUCAAUUAGAAAAUUAUAAAUCACAACUGCGAAGUGACUCAACUGACACACAACUUAUGAAAACAUCAUCGUUCCCACAUACAGAUCAUCAUAGUCUUGACACGGAAGGUUCCACUCCACCUUUACCCAUCGAAUAUCCAUCAUCUUAUUACAGCGAGAAAGGUUACAUACCGUCAGAAACAACCAAAAAAAGUUUAAUAUCCUUGUUUCAUUCCAUUGCCACCGAAUAUAACUCUGAUUCACUUGGAUUUACUAAUAAUAAUGGGGGCAUAACUAAUGUAUCAAAGAACGACUUGCAAUCAGACAUAAAUGAAAAAUCUUACUCUCAACAAGAACGGAAACUUCAGAAAGGAGGUAAUGAUUUACCAGUAUUAGAUACUGUCUCAGUUACCAAGACCGUACCUAUUUCUCAAGAUAACAAGUCAUCAACCAUUUCAAUCACUACAAAAACGGUCGAACAAAAACUAAAUAAGAACAAUAACGGCAACAACAACCACACAAUUGAGAAGGUCUCAAGCAAUACAACACCACUAGCAAAUGAUACCAAAAGUAUACAAGAAAAAAAUUUACAAUCUACCACAUUUGAUGAACAAAAGGAAUACUACUUUGCAAAAUGUUUCCCAAUGUAUAGAAAGAAAUCCCAGUAUGCAACACAUUCUAAAUUCUUAAAAACUAAAUCAAAAUUAUUCAUUAAUACUGCCAUCUCACCAGAUUGUACCAAAUUUGCCUUAAUUACUGAACAUAAAUGGGAAGUUUAUGCAAUUGAAAAUGAAAAUAACAUUACAGUAUCUCCAACUUUAUUAUUUUGUGGGAAAUCAAAUGGUCAAUUUGGACCUAAUUUUGAUAAAUUGCAAUAUCCUGAUGAUAAAUCUUUACUGCUAGAUACAAGGAAUAAUGACACGCCUCCUUCGAACACUAAAAAGAAAAAUAAAGGUGAUUGGGAACAAUUUUGUUGUAAAUUGUCUAAUCAUUUCUUAGUUAUCUCAGGUUCACAUAAUAUCUUUAGAGUAUUCAAUCUAAAUAAAAACGGAGAAUUGAUAUAUAGUCAUCAAUCUGUAUUCCCUAUCAGAUGUAUCGAUAUUGAUCCAUCUUCUAAAAUAAUCGCAUGUGGUAUAACUGGUAAAGAAAAGCAUUCUGGUUCGGAACAAGCAUUAAUCGCCUUCCAUAGAAUUGAAAAAAAUAAAGUAACUUUGGAACCUGAAUUCUUAUCACCAAUGACUAUAAUAUUACCAUAUCGAGAUCCAGUGAAAACCGUCCAAUUAUCUAAUGAUGGCUUAUAUUUAUCAUGCUCUACAGCAUUGGAAUCAAGAUUUCUAAUAAUAUCUUUGAAAAAAAUUAAUGAACCAAGAUUGAUCAUGAAAAGUUUGAGAUCAAUUGAUACAUCUUUGGAAUCAGAAGGUAUUACUGAUACCAAAUUAUUCCCAGGAAACCCAAAUUUAAUGUGUGUCACAUCUACUGCAUUCAAAUCACCUCCAAUCAUAAUUAACACCAAGAUUGAAAAUAUUGAUGGUAUUCGGAACGUUGCACAACCUACAUUACUUAUAAGAUUAAACAAAUUAGGUUCUAAGAUUCAUAAAUGUGAAGUUUCUCCAAGAAGUGAUGCCAUUGCUUUCUUAGAUAGGAACGGUUCUGUCUAUAUUAUGUCAGCUCCAACAAUGUUAGAAGAUGAAAAGAAAAGAAUUGUUUUAGUGGAAAUGGUAUCAAAUGCAUACAAAGCUCAUGAAUCUGCGUCGUUGAAAUUCAGUCCAGAUGGCCAUAAAUUAUAUAUAUUGGAUAGGAAAGGUAUAUUAUAUGUAGAAGAUUUCGCAUAUGGUUCCCCAGAUAACCGUGAAAUAACAAAAUGCAAACAAUUGGAUUGA